AUGGCCAGGCGAAACGGGGACCUCGAGUCCCUGAACGAGCGACAUGGUUCCGAAAGCUCCACUAGCAGCUAUCAUUCACAGUCGACAGUGAGAGAUGACACCAUUGAAAAUGGGUUGAGAAAUGGCCAUCGUAGCGGUGACCAGACUCCGCAGUCUGGCAGCAUGAAUAGAACCGCGUCUGGCCGACAAGCCAAUUUACCUUCACCUCCUGAGCUUUAUACAUCGAUGUUUUCUCACUCUCCCUCGAUCUCCCCGACCGAUUCACGCAAACCUAGCAUGCAAAGUCAUCGCAAAGCGUUGGCAAUCUUAGGUGCAGAUGACUUCUUCUCACUAAACUCGGGGCCGCCGCAACCACCCCCCCCUGCAUCUGGAUCCUAUCAACUUACCCUCAAUCCAAUGGUUCAUGAGCCUUUCCGCGCAUCAUGGAUGUCACCAGCAUCACCAGAUCAAACCGAACCGCCCAAUCGUAACUCCGGCACUUUCCUUCAAGAUGCGUCAGAGCAUGAGGUUUCACCAAUCACCCCCGCUUUCCGUCACGGUAACGAAAACACCUCAGGUUCCGAUAUCCAUGAUUUUGGCUACAAGGAGUUUCGACGAGAGUCUGCCGCAAGCGCAACUAGUAGUAAUUCCAAGUCAAGCCAGAAUGGUCAUAUUCGCAGGCGGCUUCAAGGAUUCUUCGGCGGCAGCGCCGGAGAUGAAAAUGGCCCUGCGGAAAGCAGUGGUCGUGAAGAUUGCGAUUCCAACAUUCAAAACCGUGAAAUACCCAUGUCACGCCAUCGGAACGACUCGACAGCGUCAAAAACCAUCUCGGAAACCUCAAAAACUCGUACCCUUUCACCGAGACCCUCGCGACCUCGAACGCCAUUACCUUCAAGCGAAGUUACUCCGUGGAUGUACCAACAAUACAACGAUAUUCCCCACUAUGGUGAGGCUCCUAUACGGAAAGAACCCACUGGCCCUGAUGUUCAGCGUUUCACGAAUGGAAAGGCAGCAUCUAUUCAUUCCGAUCAUAAAACCUCACAUAAGCUUCCAUUUACAGGACGCCGACAUUCUAGAAGCAAAGAAGGAAAACCCACUUCAUCUGCGUCUUUCGAGUCCGCUCUUCGAUCAACUGCUGCGGCCAAUGCUCAAGAUGACGAUGCAAACCCCCAUCUUCGAGAUGCUAGAGGCUUGUUGGCAAAUACCGCCAUGAGCUCAUCGAGCACUUUAGCCGGUCGCCCUACAAGCCCUGCUCCUAGUGCUCAAAGCUCUAUAAUCCAGCGCGAUACUGGCUCUGGCCAUGACUCACCAGGCCCCGUGCGUGGCUUUGUGCAUAGGAUACUUCGCAGCAAGCCUUCUACUCUGAAGAGCCUACCUGGUUCAGAGAAAAGCUUGCACGACGCCAUAAGAACUGCCGCGAAAGUGCCCAGACGCGACGCCUCGCCUUUUCGCCAUCGCCCGGGUAGUCUUGAUGAUAGUGUUGUAGGGAGACAUGGUGACAGCCUUGAGUACGACCGCAAACGAGAUGGGAAAGGCCUGGGCAUACAUGCACACAAACAUAAGAAAGGCCGGAAAUACACCUCAAACAAGUCGUCACCGUAUCGAGAGCAGAAUAUAUUCCAGCUUGAUACCAACCUCAAUGAUAUGAAAGGCAUCGUCAGUGAACCGAGGCCGCACUCUCCUAACAAUCAAACCUUUAUCUUUGACGGCAAUCUGCCGGAAGAUCGGUUACCGCAAGAACAUCAGGUUGGAGACUGGAAUGCUCCUGAUAGUUGGCAGGUCAAGAAGCAAGGUGACGAUCUUGUUCGCGCUCUUCCGGAGAUAGAUGAUGAACUUGAAGCUGCCGCCAUUCAUGACAGUUCCAGCUAUUUUAUUCGCAUCUUUCGUAUUGACUCAACCUUUGCAACACUUUCGGCUUCUCUGAACGCGACAGUCGCCGAUAUCCUUGAAUUGCUUGGGAAAAAGUCUUUCUUGCAAGACGACCUAAAGAAUUAUGAAAUUGUCAUGCGCAAGAACGAUUUAUCAAGACAACUUGAACAUGGAGAGCGUCCUAUCUUACUACAAAAGAAAUUCCUUGAACAAGUGGGCUAUUUACCAAAAGAUCGAAUCGAGGAUGUCGGCCGUGAGGAUCACAGUUAUAUCUGUCGAUUCAUAUUUCUCCCCACCAAGCUCAAUGCCUAUGUCAGUUUGGACGCCGACCCGGGGUUCAACAAGAGCCAGAAGUUUAGUCAUGUUGACCUUCAGGGACGCAGCCUUGCCACGAUACCGAUCACUCUCUACAAAAGGGCGCCAGAGAUCAUCUCAUUAAACUUGUCCCGUAAUCUUGACAUGGAUGUGCCAUCGGAUUUCAUAACCAGUUGUAUCAACUUGCGCGAGAUCAAAUUCAUGAGCAAUGAGGCCUGGCGACUACCGUCUAGUUUCCGCUUGGCCACUCGACUUACGUACCUUGAUGCUUCUAAUAAUAGGCUUGACGGGCUGGAAUAUACCGAUCUUUCUGAGCUACAUGGUCUAGUCAGCAUCAAAUUGGCAAAUAACAGAUUGUCAUCUUUACCCAGCUACUUCAGGGAUUAUUCCUCAUUGCGAAGUUUGACGCUCUCUUCAAACAACUUCCGGGUUUUCCCAGAAUUCCUCUGCAAUCUUCCCAACUUGGUCGAUCUUGAUAUCAGCUUCAACAGCAUUCGCGAAUUACCACACAUAGGUCGACUCAAACAGUUGGAGCGCCUCUGGGUGACAAACAAUAUGCUAUCUGGACCACUUGAUAAGUCGUUUCAAGGGUUGAAGAGCAUCAAAGAGAUUGAUGCUCGAUUUAACGCAAUCGAAAAUGUUGACAGCAUUAUGCGAUUGCCUCGCCUAGAGCAGUUGCUACUAGGACACAAUGCCGUGACAAAGUUCAAAGGCAACUUUCCCAAGCUACGAACACUGGUGCUUGACCAUUGUCCAAUUACGCAGUUCGAGCUGGAUGCUCCUAUACAGACUCUGACUUCGUUGAAUAUCGCUUCAGCGAAGUUGGUACAGUUAAAAGAUUCUACAUUUGAGAAUCUUCCGAACCUCACCAAAUUGAUUCUGGACAAGAACUUCUUUUCAUCACUUUCACCUUAUAUCGGAAAAUUACGUCGUCUCGAACAUUUCAGCAUGAUCAAAAAUCCUUUGAAAUCAUUACCACCGACUAUUGGUUGUCUGACAGAACUCAAACACUUGAAUUUGAGAGAAUGUAGCUUGGAACGGUUACCGUCCGAAAUAUGGUUCUGCUUGAAGCUUGAGCAUUUGAAUGUUUCCUCAAACAUUCUUGAUGGAUUUCCAAAACACACCGGUCAGCCUCCCUUACCGCCCGGCGAAUAUGUGUCGCCGUCGCCGGCGACAACACCUGGCUUGUCUAAUACUCCAAGCUAUGAGGACAUGGGAUCAUCUGAUGAUGCUCAAUCACGACGUCCAAGCCAGAACUCAAGCGGUCUGCUGAGCUUGGCGGGCUCGCCCGGCAUAGGCCGCAAUAAUUCCUUGCAAUCCGCCUAUAUUCCUGGUGGUCGCAAGGCUUCAACGGCAUCACGAGCGUACACCGAGGGAUCUAGCUCGACUAGAAAAGAUUCAAACUUCGCACAACGGCUGGCGACCACAUUCUCUGGUUCGCUUCGAAAUCUGUAUCUUGCAGAUAAUCGGCUGGAAGAUGAUGUUUUCAGAGAGUUGGCUUACCUCCCAGAAUUACGCGUGCUCAAUCUCUCAUACAAUGCAUUAACCGAAGUCCCACAAGGUUACCUCAAGAGAUGGCAGAACUUGACCGAUAUUUUCCUUUCUGGCAACGAGCUGGCAUCAUUACCUUCCGAUGACUUGGAAGAAACGAGCAAUCUUAAGACCAUACACUUGAAUGGAAAUCGAUUUCAGGUCUUACCUGCGGAACUAUGCAAAGUCAGCAAACUGGCCAUUCUGGACGUCGGUAGCAAUUUGCUUAAAUACAAUGUCUCCAAUUGGCCUUAUGAUUGGAACUGGAAUUGGAACCGUAAUCUCAAAUACCUCAAUUUCUCCGGCAAUAAAAGGCUCGAGAUCAAACCGAACAUUGCUUCUUUAGGAUCAAAUUCUGUUAACGGGACAGAUUUGACCGGGUUCAACUCAUUGACGCACCUGCGCAUCUUGGGUCUGAUGGAUGUGACUUUGACAAUUAAGACAGUUCCUGAGGAGACGGAGGAUCGACGUGUCCGUACUUCGGCGUCUCUUGCAGGCUCACUGGCGUACGGAAUGGCCGACUUCCUUGGGAAAGAUGAGCAUCUGUCUAUCAUCGACAUGAUGGUUCCUCGCUUACGUUCCGAUAACAUGGACACAUUGGUUGGCAUGUUCGAUGGCCAGUCUCAGUCCAUUGGUGGCUCCAAGAUUGCGAAAUUUCUUCACGAAAAUUUCACUCAAUGCUUUGUCGAUGAACUGAAAAGGCUAUCUCCUGAUACAGAAACUCCGCUAGAUGCACUGCGACGGGCAUUCCUCACUUUGAACAAGGAUAUGGCCGCUGCUGCAUACAAGUCCAUUGACGACAAAGAAGUCCAUCAAUUUGCUCGUGGUUCGGCUGCCGCGAAACUGCUCAAUAAGGAUGAUAUUCAUUCAGGUGGAGUUGCCACUGUACUUUAUCUGAAAAACAUGGACUUGUACGUUGCAAACGUGGGCGAUGCACAAGCGGUUCUGGUCAAAUCAGACGGGACUCUUAGACCCCUUACUUUCAACCAUGACCCCGCCGAACCCGGCGAACGAAAUCGUAUACGAGAGGCUGGUGGCUUUGUUUCGCGCAAUGGGAAAUUGAACGACGUACUUCCUGUGUCUCGAGCAUUUGGCUACUUCCCGUUAAUUCCUGCUGUCGUCGCAGCGCCUCAUACUGCCCACUUCACACUGACCGAGCAGGACGAGCUGAUUAUCAUGGCAUCUCGAGAGGUUUGGGAUUAUGUUACUUUCGAUCUAGUUGUUGACGUGGCUCGUGCUGAACGCAGAGACUUGAUGAUUGCAAGCCAAAAAAUCCGUGAUCUUGCAAUUGCGUUUGGAGCAUCCAAUAAGCUUAUGGUCAUGAUCGUUGGAGUUAGUGAGCUGAAGAAACGCGAAAGAUAUAGGAAACUUCGAAAUGCUAGUCUUUCCGUUGGUCCAUCCUCGUUUCCCGAAGAAGUGCUUCCACCGAAGCGUACCCGAAGGGCCCGAGAUGCUGUUGGUGAUUCCAGGCUCGCUCGUUUCAACUUUGUGGAUGCACCAGUUGGAGAUCUGGCCAUCAUUUUCACGGAUAUCAAAAAAUCUACCUCGCUAUGGGAGACUUUCCCAGAGGCUAUGCGGUCUGCUAUUCAGAUUCACAAUGAUAUCUUGCGUCGGCAACUGGGCAUAGUUGGCGGUUACGAGGUCAAGACUGAAGGAGAUGCUUUCAUGGUAGCGUUUUCAACAACCAGUGCCGCUCUUCUUUGGUGCUUCAAUUGCCAGACACAAUUAUUGGAAGCCGAGUGGCCUAAGGAGAUCUUGGAGCAACCGCAGUGCAAGGAACGGUAUGAUAAAGAUGGAAAUCUCAUAUUUAGAGGUCUUUCUGUCAGAAUGGGUACUCACUGGGGCGAACCGGUGUGUGAGAAAGAUCCCGUGACGAAUCGUAUGGACUAUUUCGGUCCUAUGGUCAACCGCGCUUCCCGUAUUUCAACUGUCGCCGAUGGAGGGCAAAUCUUUGUCUCUUCUGAUUUCAUGAGCGAGCUUCAACGAACAAGUGAAGUUUAUGCAGAGAGCGAGCGCUCCCUUUCUGUAAGCUCGGAAAGCGAUUAUGGAGAUCCUUUACAGAACAUUCGUAGAGAAUUGCAACAACUCAACAGUCAAGGAUUCGUUGUCAAAGAUCAAGGUGAAAAGAAACUGAAGGGACUAGAGAAUCCGGAAGCCCUCUAUCUCAUCUGUCCACAUUCUCUUUCUGGAAGGCUCGCGGCUCAGGAAGGCGAUUUCCAAGACCAAGAAGAUCUGGGCCCUCCGACUAUUAAGAAAGGCUCCCAGCUGGAUAUUCGUACAGACCAAAUCUGGCAACUUUGGGAAAUCACUCUUCGACUGGAGCGUCUGUGUGGCUCUCUCGAGACACCUGGGAUUGGUGAAUCCAAUGCUCCCUAUCGUCAGUUGAUGUAUGCAAUCCAGAGAGGCGGUGGUGAGCUGGCAGAUGCCACAAUCCUAGGUAUCGUCGAAUCGCUAAUCACGCGAACCGAAAAUUGCAUCAAUACUCUCAUCAUACGUAAUAUGAUGCGUCCAUUCAAAAGGGGAGAUUCAAUACGUGAUCAUGCGAUACCCAUGACAGAUGUGUUUUUGCAACUACAGAGCCAGUUUGCAGAAUUCCACGCUCUUAAAGAGCAUCUCAAUAUAGCAGCAACUGGCGCACCUGAUCCGUCAACUCAAAUAGGGCUCAAUUUAAAGACACCGGGUUCUCAAUCUCAAAGCAGUGGAACCAAUUCCAGCUCUUCAUCUCAUAUACGUCUUCUGCUAUCGCCACCAUCCCCCGAUCGCUGA
Talaromyces marneffei is the source of this 6459-nucleotide messenger RNA. RefSeq lists its product as uncharacterized. Lineage: Eukaryota; Fungi; Ascomycota; Eurotiomycetes; Eurotiales; Trichocomaceae. The record is from RefSeq and is a predicted model, not a curated record. Gene Ontology annotation, molecular function: protein binding; magnesium ion binding; adenylate cyclase activity. Gene Ontology annotation, biological process: intracellular signal transduction; cAMP biosynthetic process. The coding region runs from base 1 to 6459 and encodes 2152 amino acids. The transcript has 3 exons.